AUGCCACAGUCGUAUGCAAGCGCUUACUCGCCCUUUGCAAGGGUCGAGAGCCUGAACACACGCAAGGAGAACGUGGAGGAGAUGUACGGCGUGCCUGAAAACUUCCUCGAGGUCGAGGUUCGCAACGCCAUGACCCAUGGCUAUGGGCGCAAGAUGUACACCGAUUACGAGAUCGUGACCAGGACAAACAUCCCGGCCUUUCGGGUGCGCUAUUCGUCCGUGCGACGGCGCUACUCGGACUUUGAGUACUUUCGCGACAUCCUCGAGCGAGAGUCGACGAGGGUCAACAUUCCCCCGCUGCCAGGAAAGGUCUUUACCAAUCGCUUCACCGACGAGGUCAUUGAAUCCCGGCGAGAAGGGCUUGAGAGGUUCCUGCAGAUUGUCGCAGGCCACCCGCUCUUGCAAACCGGAAGCAAGGUCCUGUGUGCCUUCUUGCAAGAUCCCGGCUUUGACCGCAACUCAUGGAUGUAG
Messenger RNA from Acaromyces ingoldii, 471 nucleotides. Its product is annotated as PX-domain-containing protein. The record is from RefSeq and is a predicted model, not a curated record. NCBI's taxonomy places the organism in Eukaryota, Fungi, Basidiomycota, Exobasidiomycetes, Exobasidiales, Cryptobasidiaceae. Gene Ontology annotation, biological process: late endosome to Golgi transport; endocytic recycling. The transcript has 4 exons. The coding region runs from base 1 to 471 and encodes 156 amino acids. Gene Ontology annotation, molecular function: phosphatidylinositol-3-phosphate binding. Gene Ontology annotation, cellular component: retromer complex; early endosome membrane.